AUACAUAGUAAUAACAAGUCUUCCUAAAAUAUCCUAUUGGAUGAUUCACACAUUCUGACAAAUUUAUUUUUGUGUCAGCUUAGUCCACAAACAGCCUCAACCCUGCAAAUUCCCUUAAAUUAUCUUACAGGUGUAAGAUGUAAGAUACUAAAUGCACCAUAAAUGGUGAAUCAAGAAAGUCAAAUCUUAAAAAAAUUCUCAUUUUGAAGAAACACAAUAAUAAAGACUCAGUCUUUGAGUUUUCUUGCUUUUUAUCAAACACUUUUCUGUUUGAUAAAAAUACAAUCUUUUUUGUUCUUGAUGAUUAAUGGAGUUGAUACCUUACUCAGACCCAAAAUCUGAAUCAAUUAGUGUUAAUCCACCUUGGGAAGAUAUGUUUAGAUCAGCUUCAAUGAGAAAACCAGAAGAACCAAAACUCCAAAAUCAAAAACCAUCAGAGAAUCAGUCAAAAAAACCUGAAAAGGGGGAUGACCCGGUUGACCCGGAUCCGAAUUCAAUGUCUGGUGACCCUCAGGUAAGGUUAGCCCUUUAUAUAGCUAUGGCUCAUGCUGGUUUAGUACUUACAAUUUUCAUUAUUUAUGGAGUUGGUAAAUUGCUUGAAGAGUAUUUAAGAGCUAUGUUAUGGGCUGUACUUUGUUCAAUUCCUUUAAGGGGAAUUCAACAAACUCUUGUUGCAUUUUGGUCUGAACCUUUGAAGUUAGGCCUUACUGAGACCAUUUUAGCUGUUCCUGUUGCUGUUUUUAGUGUUUUCUUGGGGACCCUUGUUGACAUUAAAGAUAGAAUUUUUAGGAUUGUUCUUAGGAGGCCUAAAGCAAAUGCUUCGUCGAGGCGUCAUACGAGUGGAUUUUUCGUGUUGUUGAAGUGGCUUGUGUCUUUUUGGGUGUUUGUGAUGGCUUAUGAGCAAAUUGGUGGGAUGGGAUCAGUGGCUCUACUUGCAUUGGGAUUUUUGUUUACUGCGAAUAGUGUGGAUUCAACUAUGAAUGCGGUAAAGUCUUUUAGAAGUCGUAGUUUUAGUAGGUUCGCUGUAACAGCUUUCUUUACUAGAAAGAUAUUGAAACAAUUGAAGACGAUUGUGGCGAUUGGGUUGAUUGUUGGGUUGAGCGUGGGGUCCUUGGCGGGUAUGAUUUUCUUCUCGUAUAAGAUUGGCAUGGAGGGGAAAGAUGCGGUUAUCGCGUUGAAAUCCCAUGUAGAGGAGAGUAAUUAUGCUGAGAAAAUCGGGGUUAAGCAGUGGAUGGAUGAAAAUGAUGUCCCCGAGAUGGUUGAUAAGUAUAGCUCUCAAAUGUAUGAGACAGUAUUUGCUCAGAUAGAUAGUUAUGCUAUGCAAUAUAACAUGACGGAGUUUGUUUCUGGAAUAAAACAUUUCGUAAUAGUCCCUUCGAAUAACUCGUUUAAUCACUCCACGGCUUUGGCCUCUCCCUCUCCGUAUGCAGAGAAACUCUUAAGCCUAAAAAAGAGGGUUAAGGAUCGCGAAUGGGCGCAAAUAUAUACGGAAGUGGAUUCAAUGUUCAGGGAAUUAUUGAUCACCAGAGAGGAUUUGGUUGAGAAGGCGAAAGGGUUCGCUCUUCAAGGAGUAAACGUAAUGCAACGGGUACUUGUCAGUAGCACAUCCGUCUUAGGUGGAAGCAUGAAAGUCAUGUUCUUAAUUGGGAAUUCCAUAGUAUCGGGUGCUGCUGGUAUUUUUAAUUUUGUAUCUCAACUAAUGGUAUUUAUAUGGGUACUUUAUUAUCUCAUCACAUCAGAUUCUGGUGGAGUAACCGAACAAGUGAUUUCCAUGCUGCCUAUGUCGAAUUCUGCAAGGAGGCGAAGUGUUGAGGUUCUUGACAAAGCUAUUUCUGGGGUUCUUUUAGCAACUGCUGAGAUUGCACUCUUUCAAGGAUGCUUAACUUGGCUUUUGUUCAGAUUAUUCUCCAUACAUUUUUUGUACAUGUCGACAAUCCUCGCAUUUCUUAGUCCUUUGUUGCCUAUUUUCCCAUCACUGGUUUCGACUAUUCCAGCUGCUUUACAGUUGGUGCUUGAAGGUCGAUAUGUAUUGGCCAUCACCUUAUCCAUUAUACAUCUUGUGCUUAUGGACUAUGGUACUUCUGAAAUUAUGGAGGAUAUCCCUGGCUAUAACGCGUAUCUCACUGGUCUCAGCAUUAUUGGAGGAAUGGCUUUGUUUCCUUCAGCAGUUGAGGGAGCAAUAAUGGGGCCACUUAUAACUACCGUUGUGAUCGCAAUUAAAGAUUUGUAUGUUGAGUUUGUAUUGGAAGAACAGAAGGAAUAAGUAGCACAAAUCUGUGUUUGCAAUGCCUGAACCUUUGAAGAGAAUGAGAAGAGUGCAGGCCACUUUGCUUGUUGGAAAAGCAUUGCAAUAUAAAGUGAAUUUAUUUCCAGCCAGUCAACUGUUGUCUGUAUUUCACAUGUGAUAGGCUUUUAUCAUCCAUGUUCUCCACAAAUUGAGUUGAGGGUUUUGUAUUCUUUUAUCUGAAAUCUGUUGAUAGCGUGCAGAAGUUGCUAGUUCCGUAAAUUAUUAAAUUGUAUACAGUUGUGUAUUGUAUCCUCUUUGUAAAACUUUGAUCUUUUGAAGAGAAUUAGAAUUGUUGUUUUUGGUGUA
Messenger RNA from Lycium barbarum (goji berry), 2593 nucleotides. RefSeq lists its product as uncharacterized. Lineage: Eukaryota; Viridiplantae; Streptophyta; Magnoliopsida; Solanales; Solanaceae. The coding region runs from base 308 to 2263 and encodes 651 amino acids. The record is from RefSeq and is a predicted model, not a curated record. The transcript is spliced from 2 exons.